Molecule: messenger RNA, 1599 nt
Organism: Kwoniella shivajii
Lineage: Eukaryota; Fungi; Basidiomycota; Tremellomycetes; Tremellales; Cryptococcaceae
Exons: 7
Coding region: 1-1599 (532 amino acids)
Molecular function (GO): catalytic activity
Source: RefSeq, a predicted model, not a curated record
AUGUCGUCAACACUUGCACCUUCUACUCUCUCUCCAAAUAACCCAAUAACAGAAUCCUCCGUGACAUCGACAUUACAAAAGCUUGGAGCUUCUAAACCUUCUCAAAAAGAUUUAGAUGAUUACACGUCUUUGUUAUCUGGUAUAUGGGAAAUAUGGAAUAAAGUCGAUGAUGUACCCGAUUACAUCCCUGCCGUGGAUGAAGAGAGAUUUCCUCGAAAGAAUGUACAUCGACCUGAAGGAGAUGAGAACAAAUAUAACGCUUGGGCGUGGAAAGCUGAUGUACAAGACAUCAACAGUGAUGGUACUGGUCUCUUAAGCGGCAAGACAGUUUGCUUGAAAGAUACAGUAGCGCUCAAAGGCGUGCCUUGUCUAGUGGGCACAGAUGUCAUAACAGAUUGGACACCUAAUAUCGAUGCUACCAUAGUUACCCGUAUAUUAGAAGCGGGAGGUGUCAUUACUGGUAAGGCAGUAUGUGAGAAUUUGAGUUUAUGGGGAGUUAGUUGUUCUGCCAAUACUGGUCCCAUAUCCAAUAUAUACGCUGAAGGGUUUUCUGCUGGUGGAUCAUCUUCCGGCACAGGCGUUUUAGUUGGCAGAGGAGAAGUUGAUUUGGGUAUUGGGGGAUGUCAAGGUGGUAGUAUCAGAAUACCAAGUUCGGUUAAUGGCAUAGUAGGAAUGAAACCUACUCAUGGCUUAGUGCCUUAUACUGGUGUAGUGGGAUUGGAACCUAUACUAGAUCAUGUGGGUCCCAUGACAAGGACCGUAUUGGACAAUGCGUUGUUCUUGCAAGCUAUAGCAGGAUAUGAUGGUAUAGAUGAUAGAUCAACUUCUGGCUGCCCCUCGCCCUCUCAAGUGCCGGACUAUAAACAGAUGGCGAAAGAGGGUAUAAAAGGAUUUAAAAUUGGGAUAAUCAAAGAAUCACUUGAUAGACCAUUAUCUGAUUCUAGAGUUAGCGAUAUGGUGAUCAAAGCAGCUAAACAGCUUGAAGAGCUAGGUGCUGUUGUAGAAGAGGUUUCGAUCCCCGAUCAUAUUUUAGCGCCAGAUCUAUGGGCUGUCAUAGGGAGACUCGGAGCUACCAAAUCGUUACUGGGUGAAUCGAAUGGUCGACGCGGAUUAGCCAUGAAUGACCUUACGGAGAAACUAUUACCUUUAACUGGCGAUAAAAUCGAUAAGAUGUUCUGUUCAGGGACGAAUACGUUGAUUAAUGGGGUUUGGGGAUGGGAAAAUAUGCCACCUGCUUUGAUGGGAAAAGCGACCAAUCUCGUUCGCAAAUUGCGAGAUUCGUAUAAUUCAGCAUUGGACAACUACGAUGUGCUCAUAACACCAACUUUACCGAUGCUGCCUACCAAGCUUCCACCGCAAGAUGCAAGUAUACGAACUUUGAUGGAAAACGCAGCUGGAGUCAGCUUGAAUACGAGCGCUUUCAAUUUGACUGGUCUCCCAGCACUCAGUCUACCAAUCGCCUUCUUACCUAGUCGAGUAGACGACAAGACUCAACUACCAGUAGGAAUGCAGAUUGUCAGUAAAGCUUACGCGGAAGGUACUAUCUAUCAAGCAGCUUAUGCUUGGGAGAAGAAUUUCGAUUGGAAGACAUUUGCGUGA